AUGACGUUGAGUAGACAGAGUUUCAGCCGCACCAGAAAACGAGAGUUUUUGCUUGCGGCUCGCUACUGUAACUCAAUGGAAGCAACUCCGAUGAGGCAGACAUCGAGUGUCUUUUCCAAGUCGCGAUUAUAUACGAAACACGGCCACAGGAGAUACGAGUCGCCGCUAAAAUUGAGAGACAUCAAAAUCUCGUCCUUAUCUCUACACAUCUCAGGAGCUGGCAUCGCAGGUAGCGUCACAGCCUACUUUCUCGGUCGUGCGGGCUUCGACGUCACAGUCCUCGAACGCAGUCCCUCUUUACGAACAUUGGGUCAAGGCAUAGACAUGGAAGGACCUGCUGUCGAGAUAGUGCGAAAGAUGGGCGUGGAAGCACUGAUCCGAGGAAAAACUACAGGAGAAAAGGGUGUUGCGUUUGUGGAUGAGAAAAAUUCAACAUUUGCGACCUUUGAUGUAGGCGACAAGCAGAAUGAUAUAGGCUUCACAUCUGAAAUCGAAAUCAUGAGAGGGGAUCUCUGCGAUAUCCUAUACACCGCCGCCUCGGCAUAUCCUAACGUAAACUUCCUCUUCAAUACCAGUAUAACCUCUCUGCUUCAAACCUCUGACUCAGUUUCCAUCACCACAUCCUCCGGCACACAAGAAUCCUACGACAUGCUCAUUGCAGCCGACGGCUUCCGCUCAAAAACCCGAUCCUUGAUACUCGAAAACACAAACACUGAAGCCUUUAUCCAAAGCCAGAAUUGCUGGGUUGCGUACUUUUCCAUCCCAAGGCAGGAUCAAGAUCAUCCAAGGUCGAGAGGGUAUAAUGCAGUAGGAGGUAGAUUUAUCAUGAUACGACCCAAAGACGACAAAGUCAGUUCUGGAUACUUGGUCUUGAGUAAGGAUAGCCCUGUACUCCGAAAAGUCCAACGAGAAGGUAUGGAUGCGCAAAAAGCGGCUUUGGCGGAGAUCUUUGCGGAUGCUGGGUGGGAGGCUACAAGAGUGAUUGAAGGUAUGCGAGACACCGAGGAUUUCUACCUUCAGGAUGUUGCAAAGAUUGAACUUGGGGGGAGAGGAUGGUCCAAGGGAAGGUGUGCGAUGGUUGGUGAUGCUGCGUAUUGUUCUUUCACAGGGACUGGAACCACACUUGCGAUUUUGGGCGGAUAUAUGCUCGCGGGAGAGAUUCUAAGUUCUCCAAAUCAGCCAGAGACUGCGUUCAAGGCUUAUGAGGAUAAGCUGGCGGGGUAUGUCAAAAAGGCGCAGAGUGCACCUAAGGGAGGUCCGCAGGUAUUUGUUCCACAGACAAAGCUAGGUGUUUGGUCAAUUCGGACGGUGAUUUGGCUUGUUUACUGGAGUGGUAUCACGCGGUGGAUUGGCGGGUACAAGAUGCCCAAGUUUGACUUGCCGGACUAUGAUUUUGAUCGUAAGACCGAAUAG
Molecule: messenger RNA, 1413 nt
Organism: Aureobasidium namibiae CBS 147.97
Lineage: Eukaryota; Fungi; Ascomycota; Dothideomycetes; Dothideales; Saccotheciaceae
Product: FAD/NAD(P)-binding domain-containing protein
Exons: 3
Coding region: 1-1413 (470 amino acids)
Molecular function (GO): FAD binding
Source: RefSeq, a predicted model, not a curated record